Molecule: messenger RNA, 1161 nt
Organism: Schistocerca nitens (vagrant locust)
Lineage: Eukaryota; Metazoa; Arthropoda; Insecta; Orthoptera; Acrididae
Exons: 1
Coding region: 1-1161 (386 amino acids)
Biological process (GO): sensory perception of taste
Cellular component (GO): axon; membrane; dendrite
Source: RefSeq, a predicted model, not a curated record
AUGAUACCAGGACAAAAGUCUAUAGUAAAGUUUCAUUUCAUCUUGACACCGCUGUAUAAAGUGUGGCUUAUACUGGGGCUAGCUCCAAUUGAACAGAGGGCGAAUCCAGUCUUUGGCUGCAAGAAAAGUCGAAGAAAUUUGUGUAGUGUGGCAUGGCCUUCUGUUUUCUGGCUUUUUGUAACUGCGCUAGUGUCAGUUAUUUACUGGUACUAUAUGAUACAAAUAUUCAGAAGCUUACCCAACUUGUCUUCAGCCAUAUAUUGCCUCUUUGUAGCUAUAACAGAUGGAAAGCAGCUGUUGAUCUUUUUGAUAUGUGCUGCAACGAGGCUUGAUCGUUUACGAUUAUUCAUAAAGGAGCUCCAGUUCGUAGAUGAUGGUAUUCCGUUAAAGGAGACACGUUGCAGCACACUAUUCAGCAGUUCGCUACUCUUCAUUAACGUUGCUCUGAUGAGUGGUGUGAUCGGACUGCACUCAAGCUCUGGUGGGAUGAUUCUGCUGAUACACCUUAUUUUUCGUUGGUUCCUGGACUCAGUGGUGCUCCUCCAGUUCGUAUUGCUGGUCCUGAAGCUGUGGAAGAGGUUCUGCAGACUCAACGCGUCCCUCGAAGAGGAGGUGUGCCACUCUGACUUCCCUGUCCUGCGAGUAUCGCCACAGUCGGCUGUAUUUAAAAGAAAACUGCAUAAACUGCAGAUGGCGUUUGUAGCCUUGGGGCGCGCGGCCGAGCAACUGGAGGAACACUUUGGGCUGCCGGUCGCUUUCGAUAUUGCACAGUGUAUGUUUGGUGCCACUUGCAGCACAUACGAAGUGAUUACAGUGUUGUUCCUUUCACAAGACACGGAGCUUCCACAACUCAGUAAGUCCGCGAGCGCUUCUACUCUGUGGCUCGCCUACCACUGCCUCAAGCUAGUGGCUUUGUCGCUGUCCUGCGCAGCAGCUCAAAACGAGUCGGUGCGCACCGGUGUGCUCCUCCAGAGAUUUCCAGUGCUGCCAUCUGGGCAGUCUGUCGAAAUGGACGCAUUCCUGCGCGUGGCGUUGUUGGGUCUACCACUGCGUUUCACUGCCUCAGGAUUCGUCGAGAUAGAUCGCCGUCUGCUGGUUUCCGCAGUUGCUGUCACCGUUACAUACCUCGUCAUCAUUAUUCAGUCCACAACUAACCAAUAA